Messenger RNA from Syngnathus acus (greater pipefish), 2264 nucleotides. Its product is annotated as 7-methylguanosine phosphate-specific 5'-nucleotidase-like. The record is from RefSeq and is a predicted model, not a curated record. The transcript has 10 exons. The coding region runs from base 139 to 1164 and encodes 341 amino acids. Gene Ontology annotation, molecular function: 5'-nucleotidase activity; magnesium ion binding. NCBI's taxonomy places the organism in Eukaryota, Metazoa, Chordata, Actinopteri, Syngnathiformes, Syngnathidae. Gene Ontology annotation, cellular component: cytoplasm.
ACCAAUUAUAUGCUGCACACCAGUCGGCAUACAAUGAGUGUUACACUGCUUAAACGUAAAUCAAAUUGUCGUAUAAUGCAAACAUUUUAUAAGUGACAUGUCUAAAUACACAAAGUAAAUUUCUAUAAUGAUAACGCGAUGUUUGGACUAAGGAGUAGUAAACACGCUGCUGACAGCUCUCUGCUGCUUUUAAAACUGGUGUAUAAAGUCCCAUGGCUGUGCACACCAUUGCGAACUCUGGUGGAUAUAUGGCCACAGCUCACAAAACGUGAGGUGAUGUCAGAGCUGAGUAGGACCUCGGUGUUGAUGAGGGAGCGCCACCAAGUGGAGGAAACGCUGGACGCCAUGCAAAUCGCCGGUUCCGCCAGCCUGCAUGUUAUUUCUGACUUUGACAUGACACUCACCAGAUUUGCCCACAACGGCAAAAGAGUUCCUACAACUCACAACAUUCUGGACAACAGGCUAUUGGUUGACGAAGACGGUGGCAAAAAGAUGAGGGAGCUGUUACACACUUAUUAUCCCAUUGAGAUUGACGUUAGCCGGACUGUUGAAGAGAAGCUGCCCUUCAUGGUGGAGUGGUGGACAAAGGUUCACCACCUGCUAGUGGAACAGAAAAUCAGGAAGAACCUCUUAGCUCCGGCUGUCAGGGAGUCCACAUCCGACACCGCCAUACUCAGGGAUGGCUACCAGGUGUUCUUUGACCAUCUGGCCCAUCGCAACGUCCCUCUUCUCAUCUUUUCCGGCGGUGUCGGGGAUGUGCUAGAGGAAGUGAUCCGACAGCACGGCGUCUUCCAUCCCAACAUUCACAUCAUUGCCAACUACAUGGACUUUGACCAUGCCGGUGUCCUGCGGGCCUUCAAGGGUGACCUGAUCCACACGUUCAACAAGCGCGAGAGUGCUUUGUCACACGUUGCCCGCUUCCCCGAACUACAGGGCCGCCGCAGCGUGCUGCUGCUGGGAGACUCCCUGGGUGACCUCAACAUGGCGGCCGGCGUGCCCGAGCCUCGCCGCCUCCUCACCGUGGGUUUCCUGAACGACCAGGUGGAUGCAAGGAGGGAGUCGUACGUCAACUCUUUUGACAUCGUCGUGCUGGCCCCGGACGACACGAUGGACGUCCCCAACGCCAUCCUCAGGUUUGUGAUGUCAUCAGGAGACGAUAAUUGAAGCUGAUGUGAGAUGGGAGCUCAAACCACAUGUUUGCACCUUUUAUGGAAAUCUUGCGUUACCACGGUGACAGAAAUUGCAUCUGUAUUGACAGCGCUUGACCUGUUCCACAUUUUAUUGUUAUAGCCUGGGAACAUGAUGAACUUGGUCUCCUUUUUACGCUUUUUGAGAAGUACUGUGAAUAUAUGAUUUUGGAAAUGUUUUACAUUAUGUUCACAGUUGUGAUGAAGUGGAAUUGAAUUUUGAGAAAAAGCAUCCAUUUUUGGAAUAUGGCUGCAAUAUAACAAUGUGGAAAAGUUGAAAGCACUUUCUGAAUGCAAUAUAUGUUAUAUUUAAAUUGUGGCUGCGCAUGUAAUGUCAGCAAGGGUAAAAUGCAUCUCAAAUAGGAUUUUGUUCCUGAAGCUCAGAAUGAGUUAUACAUCAGUGUUACUGUACAAGCAUCCGCCGGUGCUAUGUUUUGACUAGUCAUGUUCGUGUUGUUGACCUCUCUUGACUGGCCAUUAACUUGAGAGUUUCUAACUCAGUUGUCCGCUACUUUUUGCCUUCCAAUUUUGCUGGACACAUUAGGUACACCCUCACCGUCACUGAUGCAUCGACUCCAGCUGAUGUAUUUUACACCAAGUGAGAAUCCGGUAGCAAUAAAAAAUGAAUUACCUGAAUAUGAAACUGAAUCAGAAGUAGUCAGCUAUUGGGAAUGGAAAGUUGAAUCAAAACAUCAAAUCAUAUUAGGAAUAACAGAGUGAAUUCCAAAUCGGGCGGUAAUUGGAGAAGAAAAUUGAAUAGGAAUUCGCAUUUGAAUAGAACUGAAUCAAAUGGAAUUGUCAUUGUGCAACAUGUUGCAGCAAACAUUGAUUCAACCCUCAAGUGUCAAAUUGCCAGGAGAUAGUGAAGGGGUACCUAAUAAAGUGGUAGAUGCGCCGAUACACUCCACCUAUAGAUUUAGCUGUUCCCAUUUUAUUUAUUGCAAACUUGAAUUACAUUUGUAUUUAAAAAAUAUAUGAAAAACUGAGCAUUAAGGCGCAAUUGUAAUCUCAUGUUCAUAAUCUCAAAAUAUGCAUCACCAAAUUAAAAAAACAAAGGUUUUGUACAUGAAGAUAAAA